This is a messenger RNA of Homarus americanus (American lobster), 3621 nucleotides long. Its product is annotated as probable cytochrome P450 301a1, mitochondrial. The record is from RefSeq and is a predicted model, not a curated record. Lineage: Eukaryota; Metazoa; Arthropoda; Malacostraca; Decapoda; Nephropidae. Gene Ontology annotation, molecular function: iron ion binding; monooxygenase activity; heme binding. The transcript is spliced from 11 exons. The coding region runs from base 322 to 2211 and encodes 629 amino acids.
CGCGUCAGGCUCGUACAUAUAUCCAGGUUCUCAGGGCGGGAGUCUAGUGUAUCUUGCGGCGCACUUGACGCAAGUUGUGUUCAGUGCGCUCACAGAUUGCGCUAUCAGGUUGCGUCCACAAAUUGCGCUCGCAGACUGCUCUUCCUGGCAACGACUGCAAGUUGCGCUCCAAGGACUGAGCUGCGACGGUGAUUUUCUUAAAGCUGCGCAUCGAGACUUUACAUGAGGUCCGUUCGUGUACGUGGCAGGGGUCUGAAGUGUACGUACCGGUGAUCUGAUCGUGUUAAAGUAAUUGGAAGGACGGGGACUUGACCACACAAGAUGCGUGCCUGGAGACUCAUUGCUCGCGCGUCGCCCGCGGGAGGUGGCAUCGUACCUCCGAGGUCGAGAGCCCUAGACCUGCACCUCAGAGGUGUGUCACAGUACCAGCCAGCCGAGCGUCACCCUCACAACACCAAAUAUCCGCCCUCGACCUACCUAGGAGACCCCGCCCACUCCCCGUAUGUUGCUGCCCCAGGUGCCAACUCCUCUUAUGCCACGCCGUACCUCGAGGCGUAUAACCUCAUGGAGGAGAAUGCUGACGUGAUCUUCGAGUCGGAAGUCAUGAUGAGUGAGAGGAUGUACAACAGUGAGGCAAUACCCAGUGACGUGCACCAGCCCCGCCCCGCCUCCCAGCUGCCCGGCCCUCGCUCCUGGCCCAUGGUGGGCUGUCUGCCUUACAUGUUGACACACAAGGCCUUCGACCCUCAGCGUGUGUACCUCUUCUGGGAAGCCGUCAGACAAGAGUUCGGUCCUAUCUUCAGGAAGGACAUGCCUGGUCACCCUUACCUGGUAUUCAUCACACAGCCGGAGGAUCUAGAGACUCUGAUGCGUUCUACCAUGUACAACCCCCUCAGACCCGGCAUGGCCUCCCUUAAGAGAAUCAGAAGUGACGGAGGCGCUGACGGCGAUGACCACGUCCACGACCAUUUUUUCCAGGGCAAGGCGGGGAUACUGGCUGAGCAGGGGCAGGAGUGGUGGCGCGUGAGGCGGUGUGUACAACGGCCCGUGACCAACCCCCAGAUCGUCCACCGCUACCUGCCUCAGAUGGACGACGUCGCCAAGCAGUUCGUCGACAGGAUUCGACGAAUGAGAGACGACAACGACGAGGUUCCAGAGAGCUUCAACAGCGAGCUGUACAAGUGGGCGCUAGAGUCUCUGGGCACCAUCGCGCUGGACCGUCGUCUGGGCUGUCUGGAGGAGGACGUGUCGCCUUCGUCGCGGCCGAUGCGCCUCAUACAGCUGGCCAAACAGUUGCUGGGGGCGCUGCAUGAGACAGAGAACGUCAAGCUGUGGCAGUAUUUCCCCACCGCCUCCAUCAGGAGACUCCAGGAGGCACACCAGGUCUUUACGGACGUGGCUCUGGGGGCCAUCCGCGACACAGAGAGGCUACUGGCCUGCCGCCCCAUUCGAGGCCACACCUUAAGUAAUACACAUGCGCAUCCCUUCGCCAGCUCUUGCCCUUUCCACCAGAAUCUUCAGCCUUCAGAGAUCGCCUCCAGUGGGACAGAGGCACCAAGCUUACUGGAAACACUAUUGGCGACACCAGGACUCUCCAGGGAGGACGUCCUCACCUUCCUCAUCGACAUGAUCGCUACGGGCAUCGACACGACAAGUCACGCGGUGGGCAACAUGCUGUACCUGUUGGCGAGGAACCCACGGGCACAGCGAGAGGUGCAGCGGGAGAUAGACCAGGUGGUGGGCAGCCCUGACCGCCUCACACCUGAUCACCUCAGCGGCCUCACCUACACUAAGGCUGUCUUCAGGGAGACCCUCAGGAUGAUGCCAGUCAACGUAGGAAUAGUGAGAAGACUAAACCGUGACACUGUGCUUGGCGGAUACCUCGUGCCUAAAGGGUGGGAGGUGGUAGCGCCGACGAUGCUGAUGAACCACCAGGAGAGUGUGUUCCCUCGCGCCCACGAGUUCUUGCCGGAGAGGUUCCUGAGGGGCUCCCACCUCGCCCCCCGACACAACUUCGCCUUCCUACCAUUCUCCUACGGCCCCAGGAUGUGUAUAGGACGUAGGAUAGCAUACCAGGAGAUCUUCUCUCUUAUUGUCAGAGUGUUGAGCGUCAUGGAAGUGGACUACAAGUACGAGGAUGUUCACUUAGUCAACAAGCUCAGCUACGGCCCCUCCUCCUCCCUCAGGUUCACCUUCACCGACAGAAGAUGAGACGCUGAAGCUCCUCCAUCACCUACAGUAGUGAUUGUUCAAGUAUCGAAGCUUUGUGUUCAUUACCCGUAGAGUUUUUAAAGCACCAUAGUACCUUAUUUGCCUAUAGCAAUAUUUCUAAAGCACUGAAGCACCACAUUCAUUCACAGUAGUGUUAUCUGAAGCACUGAAGUACCAUAUUCAUCUACAGUUGCGGUUUCUGAAGCAACGAAACGUCACCUUCACCUGCAUUAGCAUUAUUUGAAGCAACCAAGCACUAUACUCACCUACAGUAGUGUUUUGAAACCACCGAAAUAGUGGUGUUUUUGCAGCACCCAAAAACCUUCUUCACUUACAUUUUAGCCAUACUUUUUUGACGCUUUGCCCAAAGUGUUUACCUACCGUAAUGUUUUAUUCUGAUCACUGAAGCACCGUGUUGAGGCUAGAGUACACUGUUUCUGAACCAUCACAUAACCUUGUUCACUUGUACGAGUGUUUAUCGGACCAUAACAAUGCCAAAUUAAUUUACAGAAGUGUUAUCAAAACAUUGAAACACCGACAGUGGUAAUAACCCAUUGCAAUAGAUACAGUACUAUUUCUUAAACACUACUACAAGUACAUUAGUGAUUCUAGUACCCCAAAGCACCGUUUAUUACCUCCUGAAAUAUUUCUUCUUGUGAUAAAAACUACAGAAGCUACAAGAGGAGAGAGACUACAAAUUAAACAGUGCAUCUAUAAAAAUGGAAUUCAUGACUCCUGUGUAUUGUUUGCUGUAUGAUGACAUUGACUUUGAACUACAUGGCAUAUAAUUAAGAGAGCUGCUGAAAAGGAAAAUAGAGUUUGACAACCUUUUAUUCUGAUGAGUUGAGACGGCAUGUGUAGUACAGUAGUAGUAGCCGUGUGUGUGUGUGUAAUGGUAGGUCUAUAGAAAUCUGUGUAGUGGCUCUAUGGUUGUGGACAUAAUCAUAUAUUAUAAUAGUCAUGUACAGUCGUCAUUCUUGUUUAUCAUAGUGAACAAAUUACACACGCUAAAGCUAAGUAGGUUAGGAGAGCAUCUGUCUGUCUCUUUGUAUAUACUGUAUAUUUUUUUAUACUAUUGAGGUUUGACUUUAUUGCUUAUACGAAGAUGUGGGAAACGGCUGAACCAAUGUCCUUUUUAUGAUACUUUAUUAAUAAGUUGACUGUAUAUUAGAAUUUUGGUAUAAUAUAAGAAUUUUUAAAUUAUUCUAUGCAUCUAUGAGUAUAUUAUAUGUGGCUGUGUCUUUAUAACAUGUCAGAACUGUCUAGUCUAUAACCGGGCUGAAUGCUUACUUGUAUAUUUUGCACAAUGUUCAAGAAUCAUAAAGUUAUCUUCGUAUAUUAUUGAAAUACUUUGAUAAAAUGUAAACAAGUAUAUUUUGUAUGUUCAUAUAAAUAAAUAGUUUUGGUUUU